AUGAAACGAGUUUUCGGUAUUGAUUUGACUAAUUUAGCAAGAGCUGAGAAUAAGGCUGUGCCAACACUUCUCAUUAAAUGUAUUCAAGAAAUAGAACGUUGUGGUGGAUUAUUCUGUGAAGGUCUUUAUCGUAUCCAUGGAAAUUAUGAUCUAGUCGAAGAAUUACGUAUUGAAUUUGAUAAAGAUCCAGAAUUAGCCAAUAUAUCUGAAGCUCAUGUACGUGAUAUCAAUGCUUUGACAAGUUUGAUUAAAUCAUUUCUACGUCAAUCGCCUGUCCCAUUAAUCACCAAUGAAGCUUAUCCAGAUUUACUUUAUGUUGUUCGUAAUGACCGACUAGUGGAACAAGAAAAGCUUGAUUUAUUGAAGAAGGUGUUUUCUCGAUUACCAGGUGCUCAUUAUGAAAGUUUACGUUACUUUAUCAAUCAUAUACACAGGAUAGCUGAAAAGCAAGAAAUCAAUAUGAUGACUACUGCUAACUUAGCUAUUGUUUUAUCUCCAACAUUAUUAAGUUCAUCGUAUACAGAUCCUAUAAGUUGUUUAGCUGGUACACUAUUUGAACAUGCAUUAAUUGAAUUAUUAAUAAAACAUUGUGCUUAUCUAUUACCACCAAGUGGUCGAUGGUAUACAACACCGAGACCAAAUGAAUUAAUCGACGGUGUUAUGCAUUCAUCAUCACUACUAGUUCGAUGA
Molecule: messenger RNA, 690 nt
Organism: Trichobilharzia regenti
Lineage: Eukaryota; Metazoa; Platyhelminthes; Trematoda; Strigeidida; Schistosomatidae
Source: the annotation of a GenBank genome assembly